This is a messenger RNA of Solanum verrucosum, 1915 nucleotides long. RefSeq lists its product as uncharacterized. The record is from RefSeq and is a predicted model, not a curated record. Lineage: Eukaryota; Viridiplantae; Streptophyta; Magnoliopsida; Solanales; Solanaceae. The coding region runs from base 576 to 1505 and encodes 309 amino acids. The transcript is spliced from 3 exons.
UUUAUUGGGAUAAUUUACAUUUUUGCACCUUCUUCUUUGUUUCCCCAAAACCCUUGGUUCGCUUAUGCUCAAGAUCUUCCAUUUAUUCACAGGACUCGAGCUGAAAUAUAUUGAGCGCAAUAGUCCUUCCAAUUCUGGAGAAUUUGACACUCAUAGACAAAUUGUUACCAGUACAGCUUUGUAAUUCAAUCUAUUGCUUACAGAAGGAAAUAGAAUCCAUUACCAUUUGAAAGCCUUUCUUGAUGCUGGGGAACUAGAAGAGGAUACAGGUAGUGGUGAUGUUUUCUAUUUUUCUCUGAUAAGCAUUCUAAAUUGCUACUUUCAAGUUACACAGAUAAGGCAAAAAAUAAGAGAGGUUCUUGAAAUUCUCAAUUGCUGGUUUUCCAUUCAAUUCGUUUCAGUUCAAUAUAGUCUGAAAAUUCAUUUAUCCAACACUCCCUCAAAACCAAAGGUUUAUGCAUGAAAUGGUAGGCCUCUAUGAUCUGUACACUCUAAUGAUCCAAGCAAUCAUUUGGAACAUUUCAGACUCCCAUAAGAAAUAGGAUUGAAACUAAACGAACUGUUAGCCGUUAGCUAUGAGCAAUGCAUGCGUUUCGAGAUUCAGCAGCAUUCAGAUAGCAGCUGUCCCAUUUCCUGGCAGAAGCUAUCAUGGCAUUGUUUUCUUGAGGAACUUCUCAACUUUGGCAGCACCAUGUAUCUCUCCAAGCAUUCCUCUCAGUUAUCCUCCAGCAUCAGUAGUUUCAGUGGCCUGCCUAACCCAAUCAGAUGCUCCACAACGUUCUGAGGAGUGGUUUACCCUUCGCAAAGACAAAUUGACUACAAGCACCUUCAGCACUGCUUUAGGAUUCUGGAAAGGGAAUCGACGAUAUGAGCUCUGGAAUGAGAAGGUAUUUGCUCCAGAAGUUCAAUUACUACCAUCUCCGAGCAGGAGUGCCAUGGAUUGGGGUGUUCUCAUGGAAGCAGUAGCCAUAGAACGCUAUAAAAGCAUCACUGGUCGUGAUGUGAGCUCACUCGGGUUCGCAGUCCAUUCGGAUGAGCGAUUGGAUUGGAUUGGUGCCUCCCCGGAUGGUCUUCUUGGAAGCUUGCCUGGAGGUGGGAUCCUGGAAGUGAAAUGUCCAUACAACAAAGGAAAACCAGAAAAGGGUCUCCCGUGGGCAACUAUGCCAUUCUACUACAUGCCUCAAGUGCAAGGGCAAAUGGAAAUCAUGGACAGAGAUUGGGUUGAUGUGUAUUGUUGGACACCAAACGGGAGUGCAAUAUUCCGUGUCUACCGAGACCGGAGUUACUGGGAGUUAAUGCAUGGAAUUUUAUGGGAAUUUUGGUGGGAAAAUGUGGUUCCUGCUAGAGAAGCUCUUAUAAUGGGAAAUGAAGAGGGUGCCACAGCCUAUAAACCAACAUCAACACACAAAAAAACAGGACUUGUCAUUUCAAGAAGCUUGAAGUUGGCAGGUGAGUCAAAGAUGUUGUGCAGGGAUAUUGCUGGUCAUAUUGAAUUUUUUCGCUAGUGUGACCAACGAGCAUUCAACGCGCAAGUUGAUGAUUUUUUUUGGUGAAGGAGCACCUUAUCUCCAUUUUUCUAGGCGAAUCUUGAUCAAGUCAAGCUCCAAUGCAAGUACUGAACACUAGGUGGGAAACCAAGAAAACACAUGCGAAGUUGUACGCCUGUUUUCUAGAGCUUGGCAUCUUGAUAGCUAGUCUAUAUGGUCGAAGUUGGGACAAUUACAACAGCAUACGCCACAUUGUGCUAGAGUUCCACUUAUAAAAGUUUUGAAAUCCAGCACGGUAAAUGUUCGAUUCGAGUUGUUUCGUGUUUUAAGUAGGGGUAUUUUUGUCCAGGUGUUAUUUUACGAAGAUGCCUGAAGAAACCAUGUAACGUUAUUCGAGUAUUUCGAAUAGAUUUUUCUGCAUUUUGUCA